This is a messenger RNA of Morus notabilis, 720 nucleotides long. Its product is annotated as macro domain-containing protein VPA0103-like. The coding region runs from base 1 to 720 and encodes 239 amino acids. Lineage: Eukaryota; Viridiplantae; Streptophyta; Magnoliopsida; Rosales; Moraceae. The record is from RefSeq and is a predicted model, not a curated record. The transcript has 7 exons.
AUGACUAGUAUUUUUAGCAGAGGGUGCUCUCGAUUGCUGAGAACAACGGCUCUGGACUCCACGCAACUCCCAACAAACCAUCUCAGAAGAAGACUCGUGAGCAGUCAUCGUUUUCUCAGAGCUUCCAUGGAUGCUUCUUCUAGGGCAUCAUCAGGCGGAGUGGUGCGCUUCCCUCUGUCGUCCACCUCUUCUCUCGUCAUCCAGAGAGGAGACAUCACCAAGUGGUUCGUCGACGGCUCCACCGACGCCAUAGUUAAUCCGGCAAAUGAGCGAAUGCUUGGAGGUGGCGGCGCAGACGGAGCCAUACACAGGGCUGCUGGACCAGAUCUUCUGCAAGCAUGUUAUGGUGUUCCAGAAGUUAGUCCCGGAGUUCGCUGCCCCACCGGAGAAGCUAGGAUUACCCCAGGUUUUAGGUUGCCCGUUGCUCAUGUGGUUUUCACCGUUGGACCCAUCUACAAUGGAAGGAGUACUGCUGAAGCCGCUCUGAGAAACACGUACAGAAACAGCUUGAAGAUUGCCAAGGAGAACAACAUCCAAUAUAUUGCAUUUCCAGCCAUAUCUUGUGGUGUCUAUGGAUACCCCUAUGAUGAAGCUUCCACAGUAGCUAUAUCGACUAUUAAAGAGUUUGCAAAUGGCAUUAAAGAGGUGCACUUCGUUCUUUUCCAAGAAGACAUCUAUAGUGUUUGGUUGAACAAGGCAAAUGAAUUGCUCCAGGCUUGA